AUGCCUCAAUCGAAUACUCCCUACCCCUUCGAAUUCACCCACCCAACCCCAACCCAGUCCACAAAUGGAACAACCCAAACUAUACCCCUCACCAUCCCCAAUGUCCGCGGCACGAUCCCCUCCCUCCAAACAUCCCGUCUCCGGACAAUGAUGCUCGAAGCGCGCCGUGAUCCCACCAAGAUCCUGGCCUUCCCGUGUAGCUACGACGGGCUAUCCUCGCGUCUUAUCGAGGAGGCCGGGUUCCCGAUGCUGUUUUUAUCCGGCUUCGCUGUGUCCAGUUCAUACGGGCUGCCUGAUACGGGGUAUAUCGCUAUGGAAGAGAUGUGUUCGAAGGUACAGGAGACGGUGAGGGUGACUAGUCUUCCUGUUAUGGUCGAUGGAGAUACGGGGUAUGGGAGCCCGAUGAAUGUUCGGCGGACGGUGGAGGCGUUUGCCGCGGCUGGGGCGGCGGGGGUGAUGAUUGAGGAUCAGACAUGGCCUAAGCGAUGCGGCCAUACGAAGGGAAAAUCAGUUGUUUCGCGCGGUGAAGCCUACGCUCGGAUCCAAGCUGCCUGCGACGCCCGGAAUGAAGGACGGGAUAUUUUCAUUCUUGCCAGAACUGAUGCCUUGAUACUUGGAUGGGAGGAAGCGAUGACACGAGCGAAGGAGUUCAAGAAACUUGGUGCCGAUGCGGUGUUUGUUGAAGCCUUGCCGGACAGGGAGUCGAUGCAGCGCUGCGUUCAGGAGUUGGAUAUGCCCAUGCUGGCUAAUAUUAUUGAAGGGGGCAAGACGGAGAAUCUCUCUGCGAAGGAGCUCGCUCAGUUGGGUUUCGCUGCCGUGGCUUAUCCGUGGACACUGGUCGCGGCUAGAUUGAAGAGUAUUCGGGAUGCGCUGGAAGGGCUGAAACAGAGCAUGGUUGAGGGUACGGCACCACCUAUGAUUCUGGGAUACCCGGAGGUGUGCGAGGGAGUUGGGUUUAAUCGAUACUGGGAUCAAGAGACACGCUAUGAAUACGACCACAACGGGUUUAUUAAUCCUUAGUUAGGAUCUAUUUGCCAGUAGUCGACUAAUGGUUUUCGCUACGAUCCCUAAACUGGUGAUCCGAUUUAAGCCCUAAAUAUGUUGUCAUCAAGCAUAUCUUGCUGAAUGUUUGCACAGCUAGGCAAGAUUAUGAAUAUAUCUUAAUAGAUGCUUACGAAAAACGCCGAUAUAUGGGAGAAAAACUGCCCUUUUAUUCCAGUGAUCGAAUAUAACACAUAGAAUGCUAAUUUAACCAUUCAUUCUGAAUCGAACGAGGCCAGGAGCAAGUUGAUG
Aspergillus caelatus is the source of this 1293-nucleotide messenger RNA. Its product is annotated as isocitrate lyase/PEP mutase family protein. Gene Ontology annotation, molecular function: catalytic activity. The coding region runs from base 1 to 1020 and encodes 339 amino acids. The record is from RefSeq and is a predicted model, not a curated record. NCBI's taxonomy places the organism in Eukaryota, Fungi, Ascomycota, Eurotiomycetes, Eurotiales, Aspergillaceae. The transcript is spliced from 3 exons.